AUGCCCGGCCGCGUCACUCCGCGGGCGGAGGACGCACGUCGGGGCGCGGCUCCUUGGCUGGCGCACGGCUGGCUCUGUCACUCGCGCCCUGCUGAGGACCCUGCGCGCCAGAGCGCCUGCCUGGCGGCAGUGGCAACAAUGCACGGAGCCGCCCGCGCUCCCGCCACCCGCGUGAGUGCAGACUGCUGCAUCCCGGCCGGCUUGCGUCUCGGGCCAGUGCCCGGCACCUUCAAGCUGGGCAAGUACCUGUCAGACCGCAGGGAGCCCGGGCCCAAGAAAAAGGUGCGCAUGGUGAGAGGGGAGCUGGUGGACGAGUCGGGGGGCACCCCUCUGGAGUGGAUAGGGUUAAUCCGGGCAGCCAGGAACCCUCAGGAACAGACUCUGGAAGCUAUUGCAGACUUACCCGGAGGACAGAUCUUCUACCGAGCGUUGCGAGAUGUCCAGCCAGGGGAGGAGCUGACUGUGUGGUAUUCCAACUCCUUGGCUCAGUGGUUCGACAUCCCCAUCACCGCCACUCCAACACACGACGAAAAAGGGGAGGAGCGCUACAUUUGCUGGUACUGCUGGAGGACGUUUAGAUACCCCAACAGCCUUAAGGCACACCUGCGUUUCCACUGCGUGUUCAGCGGCGGCGGGGGUCGCGCCUUCCUGCACCAAGAACACGCGGCUCGCCCAGGUGCUGGUCCCGUGGCAGAUGGCAUCGGUCCCUCUCCGAAGCCCUCUGGUCCCGACUUCGCUGCACCAGCCCCAGCAGGAACUUUGCGGCCCCACCUGCAGGCCCCACCGCCCCCCCAGGUCUGCGGGGCGCGGGAGAGCAUCAAGCGUGAGGCCUCCUCCGCGCCCUCGGCCAACUCACCAUCCCCGGGAAAGUGGGGGCCAGCCAAAAAGGGCAAGGAGCAGCCGGACCGUGCCCUAAACAUGAGCGGGGCCACCCGAGGACAUGGCCACUUCCUCAGCAUCGUGGGCGGCUCCCCAGCGGGGGGCGGUGGCCUGGCCUUCUACCCCGGCGUGCGCUCGGCUUUCAAGCCAGAAGGCUUGGCCAGGGCAGCGGCUCCUGCCGCGGCUGCCCUGAGCCCCACCGAGCUGGCUUCCCUGGCCAGCAUCGACCGAGAGAUCGCCAUGCACACGCAGCAGCUGUCCGAGAUGGCGGCCGGGAAGGGUCGCGGCCGCCUGGACUCCGGGUCCCUGCCCCCGACCGUUGUGUCGGCGAGUGGCGCUGGGAGCGGCGGCGGCGGGGGAGGCGGCGCCGGCAAGCCCAAGACCGGGCACCUGUGCCUCUACUGCGGCAAGCUGUACUCGCGCAAGUAUGGGCUCAAGAUCCACAUGCGGACGCACACAGGCUACAAGCCACUCAAGUGCAAAGUGUGUCUGCGGCCCUUCGGCGACCCUAGCAAUCUCAACAAGCACAUCCGGCUCCACGCGGAGGGUAACACGCCCUACCGCUGCGAGUUCUGCGGCAAGGUGCUGGUGCGCCGCCGGGACCUGGAGCGCCACGUCAAGUCCCGCCACCCCGGCCAGAGCCUGCACGCCAAGGCAGGGGACGGCCCAGGAGCUGAGCCUGGCUAUCCCCCUGAACCUGGGGACCCCAAGAGCGACGACAGUGACGUGGACGUCUGCUUCACUGACGACCAGAGUGACCCUGAGGCUGGGGGCGGCGGCGAGCGCGACUCCUAA
Messenger RNA from Tupaia belangeri chinensis (Chinese tree shrew), 1674 nucleotides. It is a transcript of the gene PRDM13, whose product is annotated as PR/SET domain 13. Gene Ontology annotation, cellular component: nucleus. The record is from RefSeq and is a predicted model, not a curated record. NCBI's taxonomy places the organism in Eukaryota, Metazoa, Chordata, Mammalia, Scandentia, Tupaiidae. Gene Ontology annotation, biological process: regulation of gene expression. Gene Ontology annotation, molecular function: protein binding.